This is a messenger RNA of Cherax quadricarinatus, 3173 nucleotides long. RefSeq names its product peroxin 16 (gene Pex16). Gene Ontology annotation, biological process: peroxisome organization. The record is from RefSeq and is a predicted model, not a curated record. Lineage: Eukaryota; Metazoa; Arthropoda; Malacostraca; Decapoda; Parastacidae. Gene Ontology annotation, cellular component: peroxisomal membrane.
AUUUUGUAAACAAGACGCAAUGGCGGCGUCGAGUGUCAAGUGGGACGUUUUUACCCGCUACAGGAAGUGGGUGACCAGCAACCCUGUGGCAGCAGCUGAGAUGGAAGCUGUGGUGAAGUGGGGGUCAUAUAUCCUGGCAGGACGUUUGAAGCAUUCUACCUUACUCUGUGAGAUUGUGUAUUCUGGAUCAAGACUGUUUGAAAUGUUUAAUGAUUUCAUAAUAAAACAAACAAUACCACAACUCACUACAAAGGAAGGUAACAGGUUGCAGGUAUUGCUAACAGUGAUGGAAUAUGUGGAAGUUCUGGUUGAGGUGGCCGCUGUUCAGCUGUGGGGAGAAGUGGGUCGCUGGGCAGUAGUUAGCAUUAUACAGCUUUCCAAGUGCAUUGGGCGGUUUUUGUUACUGCUGAGGUACAAGACACCCAUAGUGCCAUCUCCUCCUAUUAAACCAUUGGAUAGGAGAGCUGCCAUUAACACCAAGCAGGAAAGACUCAUGUUUGCAACACAUGGUUCAGCAGGUCCAGAAGCAAUGCAGCUGCCACAUUCUGGCCGAGUGAUGAGAACACUGGCUGGAUCCUCGCCCAUCCAUCUACGGACAUUUACCCCUCCACGGCCUCCCAACAAUAAUGAAAAUGAGCCUGUUAUAUCUAGAUUUCCCUCAGCAAAACAUAUGACAGCAGAGGCUAUGCAUAUACUGCGUCCAAUUUGCCACUUAGGUAGUAUGUACCUCUUUGGACAGCAGUCUUGGGCACCUUGGAUAUUGUCGUUAGGAAUGGAUGUAACAAGCUUGAAGCUCUACAACAAGUCACAGCUUACAGCAGCCGAGAAAGCCGAACUUGCUCACCGAAGAAUAAACCUCAUAUAUUACCUUAUGAGAUCUCCGGCAUUCCAUACAGUCACUCACAGACGUAUAAAGUAUUUCUUGACCACUAUUGGAAACAGGAUACCAUUUGCUCAGACAGUUUGUCAGCCAUUGCUUGAUUAUAUCCCCGAGUGGCAAAAAAUAUAUGCUUAUACCUGGAGUUAAAAACCGAUAUGCUGUGAUGUAUAUAAUGUUCAUUUAUGGGGUUUACUAAUUUGUCUUUUUGAUGCUAGGGUUUUUACUAGCCACAAAUUAUUUCUAUACACUACUUAGUUUUGGAGUUGUAAUUAUUUAAUGUUACAUUUGCUUGGUUAGAUAAACAACUUUGUAUAUGUGGCACAUUAGCUUGUUUUGUGGGCAAAAAUGUUAUACAUGUAUUUUAUAUAGAGAUAUUAAAGCAAUAUUUUUUUUAUCAUGUACUUUAUAUAACAUCCAUAUUGCUUAUUAUAUUUUAACUAUGGCCUUACCAAAAACUAUAGUAAUUGCAUUUAUUGAAAAGUUAUGUUGAUUAAUUUAAUCAAGACAAGUAAUUCUAAACUUGUUAUACUUAGUUUUACAAAAUUGAGUUGGUCGUGUGAAUUCUUCUACUGGUAUAUUUUUUUACUUUUACGUUUCAUUUCCAUGGUUUGAAGUUAAUGUUACUUAAUCUUUUAUAAAAUAUUGACACUUAUCCACAUGUAACAUUUCAGUUUCUGACCCGUCUUCCUGUCUUAUCUGCAUCUAUAGUCACCACCCACUACUCUUAUUGGGUUGUAACGUCAAAACUAGCUAGUACAUUUUCACCUGUUAAUCUUUGAAGGAGGGGUGUUAAUGUUGCAGUUUAAAAACUGUAGUGUAAAGCACCCUUCUGGCAAGACAGUGAUGGAGUGAAUGAUGGUGAAAGUUUUUCUUUUUCGGGCCACCCUGCCUUGGUGGGAAUCGGCCAGUGUGAUAAUAAAAAAAAAAAAAUCUUUGAAUGACAAAGGCUUGUACUUUUAUUACACACUUUAUUGUUAAUUGUGCUAAUACCUAUUAAAUUAUUUAAAUCUACUAUUUUACUUUUUAUGUAUUGCAUCUAAACUUUAAACUUUUGAAUUUCAUAUUAGUAGAGGAGUGAAAUAAGCAUCCUCUAAUUUGUUUAGCAUUAAAGGGCUCAUGCAGUUAAAUGUUUAACCCUUAAACUGCCCAAACAUAGAUCUACAUUCACAUGCGUAGUGCUCCAAAAGUAGAUCUACAAUUUUUUACCUAUUUUCAAAUAUAACAACAAAAAAAUGUAGACGCUAAGUUUUUUUUAAAUGCUUUCAGAUGUAAAAAAAAAAAGAUUGUUUUUUUUCCAUACUUUCAAAUGUUGAAAAAACGUAAAUCUACAUUUGGACAGUUUAAGGGUUAAUAUAUAAAGGAUUGUACAUAACUUUAUAGAUCAGGUCCUUAACUGACAGUGAAAUAAUAUGAUAUGAUACAAAGGUGCAGGAUAUACCUAAUUAGAAGUAAGAAUGAAAUGGUUCUCUUAUGACAUUGAGACAACUGGGUGAGUAAAGUUGUGUAGCGUGUGUGUCUCUUGCUAAUGGAGGAUCGAGCCUUCACUACUCUUAUAUUGAAUGAUUCAUAAAGGAUUAGUGUUUCAUAUAUAUUAGUAAGUUAAUAGUAAUAGUGAUAGCAUCUGAGACCCACAACUUGAACCUUCUACUGCACAAGCAAAUAUAAGAAGUAUUAUUGAAACGUACAAGUCUUUAAAGAGGAACCUAUGAAGUUCCUGCAAGCUGUGUCAUUAGUGUGGUUAUAAUGUCUGUGAGUCUUCCUGGCUGUAAGCUGUAUUAACCUGGCUGAUAAGGUUCUUAUCAGAGUGCAUGGGCUCCUAGAGUAGAAAUUCUAAACCAUUUACAGGUAAACCUUAGGCAGUUACAGAAAUUUUAGAGACAAAGUCUGACCAAAAUUUAAAUUACUGUAUUACUAUACUAAAGGAGGGAUUAGGGAUAUUUGCUCUCUGGAGUGACAUCUGAAGUGUCAUAUCUGCAUGCCUCUGCAAAGACAGUAUUAUGUGUGAAUGAUGAUGAAAGUGUUUUUUUUUUGGGGCCACCUGCCUGAGGGGGAGAUGGCCGGCAUGUUAAAAAAUAAUAAUAUAUUCACAAAAGAAUUUUGAGCCUUGUAUAGGUCAUACAGUGCACAAAUGUUUCAAAGUGCAUUGUUGAGAUAAUGCCAGAAAAGUGAUUUGAUUGGAUUGAUAGGGCCAGAAAAGUGUUUUGUUGGUUUUUAGUUGGUUACUUCUGUAUUCUUUAUUUAGAAAAAAAUAUUUUGUAUACCGUAUCUAGAAAUUAUAUGUACAGUAUCUGUA